GCAUGGUUUGGUUCACGAAUCCCCCGGUUACACCUGUCCUUUUUGUGUGGAUCAGACACACAAAUAUCCCAGGCCGGAUAACUUGCAACGGCACGUUCGAGCGCACCACACAGAUCGAGACCGUGACGACCCUAUAUUGCGCCAGGUCCUCGGCCACCGGGAAGAGAGCGCAGGACGUGGCGGCCGAAGACGAAUGCGCUCUUUCCUUGUAUAG
This is a messenger RNA of Exophiala oligosperma, 214 nucleotides long. RefSeq lists its product as uncharacterized. NCBI's taxonomy places the organism in Eukaryota, Fungi, Ascomycota, Eurotiomycetes, Chaetothyriales, Herpotrichiellaceae. The annotation marks the transcript as partial. The record is from RefSeq and is a predicted model, not a curated record. The transcript has a single exon.